AUGGGAACAGAUUCUGAGCCGCCUCCAACUCCGGACAUCAUUCGACCGGACACGGUUGCCGCUGACCACUUCAGCCGACCGACGAGUCGACGCCCCACCUCACGACACGCCUCCUCCACGCACCUGGCAGGCAGACUGUCUCGCGUGAGCUCCCACAGACACACCCCCAGCUUGGUGAAAGACAGGAGGCUAAGCCACGCCUCUGACCAGUCGGGUCUGGCGGAGGGACCAGUUGGGAGCCAAGCGCCCACUCCCAGCCCCGGAAAUGUAGGCAACAUCUUGCCGGAGAUUGAUCUGGAGCACAGCGAAGAUGAAGACAGUAGUGUAAUACGUAGCCUUCAUAAUGCCGUUCCAGGUCAGCAGAAAGAGUUCCCCGGCCCCAAUGACCCCGAGCGUCCCAAAGCGAUGUACCGCGCCGCCUGCAAGAAGAUGGGUAUCACCCCGUGCAAGAAAAUCCUCCGGAAUAUCCCGACAGGAGUGAUCAACAUAGCCCACCAAGGCGUUGGGCCCAGAGGGGCGAGGGCACUAGCCAUAGCUUUAGUGACUAGCAUGACUGUGACCGAGCUCCACCUCCAAGGCAACAGCCUGGGCCCAGAGGGCAUGAAGCACGUCUCCGACAUGGUCCAGUCCAACGGCGUUCUCAGAGUGCUGGAUGUGAGUGACAACCAGCUGGGCCUGGAGGGAGCGGAACACCUGGCCAAGAUGGUGGAGGACAGUGACGCUCUCAGCAAACUUAGAGCGGCUAACAACCAGAUGGACGAGCACGCAGCUGUACAGCUCUCCGCGGCCUUAAAAGAAAACAUCAGCAUCAAGACUCUGGACAUUUCUAUGAACGGCAUCGGCCGUGAAGGGGCGGAGUCUAUAGGCCACGCUCUCCGGCACAACAGGACACUGCGCACGCUCAAGAUGAGGGCGUGUCGGAUCAACGUGGACGGCCUUCUGCUGUUCUUCACCAGGAUGGUGGGCAAUGAGACGCUCAAGGCCCUGGACAGAGCCGGCAUACAGUUGUCAGAACACCAAAUGGAAAUGUUGAUAGAGAAUCUGGACAAGGAUAGAGAUGGAGAAAUUGACUUUGGCGAGCUCGUAGAUGCCUAUCGGCGUUUCCAGAGGAAACAGUUGAGGAAGACAGGAGGAGACGGGAGCCGGUCAAAUAGCCGGCCUGGCUCCCGGGCAGGAGGGUCGAGGCCAGGCUCUAGACCAGGCUCCCCUACCAAAACCCGAGACAAGGUCAAAGAGGACCGACCACUGUCCAGGCAGAACUCCAGACCUUCCUCGCCCUUCUCCGUCAGCAUGACACGGCCUCUAGGAACCUCGGCCAACGAACUUGUGCUGGACUCAGAGUACCUGAAGGCGAGCCAGACUACUCACCGACCCAGCAUUCACGACGUGCAUGUGCAGGUGCCCGUGUUCAGCUCUGCGAUUCUCAAAGGUGCCAUUCUGGAGGCCAAAGAGCAGCUCAAGGAGGAUAGCAACGAGGACGACUGAGGAGCUUUGUUUGGUCCAUGCAAGAAACUUAUCGGUCAUGAAAAAACCUAUUCCAAUCGUGAAAAGGUUUCAAAAAAGAAGAAGAAAAAUAAAACAGUUGUUGAAGAGGAUGAGUCAAGUUUUGUGUCAGCGUAAGUAGAGUCUGUAGGUCUGUGUUACCCAUAAAGUAAAGGCUACAGCUUUGCUGAAAGAGCGACAAAAUCUUAAUUUGACCACCAUGGACCAUCGCUCGUCGUACUAAAUCAUAAAAUGCUCAACCUAAACACACAGCCAACUGUGAACUCGAGUACAGUCGAACCUGCUCUAAUUCUAAUGGCCACCUGUCUAUAUAACAAUCACAUGAGCACUUCCCACUCCUCUCUUUGCGUUUUAUAUAAAUUAUAUAGUUCUACAUAUUAUUAUAUGAUGAUUUUGUCAAAGAAACUUCGACUGUACAUAAUGUACAUGUAUUUAUUUAUGUACUCAUCUCUGCAUUCUGUAUCUCAAAGAGGUCAAGGUUGUGCUGGACGCAGAAUGACAGACCUGACAGCGGACCUUAGUAUCACUGCUUGAAAUAAACUGUCAUUGUCAUAGGUCAAGAUUCAGUGAUCUUGGGAGACUAAUGUACAUGUAACUGCAAUCUGUGCAACAGAGUGUUUGACAUCUCCUAACCAACCACAUCUUUCAUACAUAUGGUAGCAUUAUGUUUGGGCAGGCAUAAUGUGACCAAACAAACAUACCUAAUGUAAAAAUAUCAUCAUCCUCACUAACACCCAUGAUCAUUCUGCAUUAAAUUCUAAUGAUUCUAUCU
This is a messenger RNA of Aplysia californica (California sea hare), 2275 nucleotides long. Its product is annotated as leucine-rich repeat-containing protein 74A. Lineage: Eukaryota; Metazoa; Mollusca; Gastropoda; Aplysiida; Aplysiidae. Gene Ontology annotation, molecular function: protein binding; calcium ion binding. The record is from RefSeq and is a predicted model, not a curated record.